AUGACGCCAGGCGAUGUGUUUACCGCUAAGGCCCCCUUCGUGUUGGUGGAGCAGUUCUGCGAAGGAAGGCCGUAUGAUACGAUGACAUUUCCUGAUGCCUUUGAGAUUGCACCGAACAGUUGGCAGUACAGGCCUGCAGUGGCCGCCGUGCCGGAAGUGGUCAUGUCACCAUCGCCAGAUGCUGCACAUUCUGCUCACAAGAAAAAUAAGCAUUAUUUAUUGCCUUUGAGCGAAGCCAGCCGCUCGACGGUGCACGGUGGGAUGCACGAGGAGCAGCGGAUGCAGCUGCAGCGUCGUGCGCGGGAGCGAAGAGAUCUGCAGCUGAUGUCUGGACAAGCAACGCACGAAGCGUGUUUUCAAAGACCGUGUGCGAAGGAUCUGGUGGCGAAAGAACAGACCGCGGAGAAUCGACGACGCAGCGAGGUGCGGGAUGCUGUGCACACUUUGUGGCUAGAAAGGAACAGUGCGUUCAUCACGUUUUGCGCUACGCAGCGUCGCCUAUGUAUGCUUUCAUUAGAGACGCGUCGUCAGAAGCGGAUGGAGCUGGAGCACCGCGCAGGUUCAUUGCGCGAAAAACCGCAAUGCCUUCGAGGAGGGCUUUUCUGGACGCACAGUGAAGGACACAGGGAAAGAAGAAUUUCCCCCGUUGCUGCUGACGAGUCUUAA
This is a messenger RNA of Trypanosoma cruzi, 666 nucleotides long. RefSeq lists its product as uncharacterized. Bases 1 to 666 code for a protein of 221 amino acids. The record is from RefSeq and is a predicted model, not a curated record. Lineage: Eukaryota; Euglenozoa; Kinetoplastea; Trypanosomatida; Trypanosomatidae. The transcript has a single exon.